AUGAAGUUAAACCAGUUUUUAAUAAUAUUUACGCUACUAAGUAUACUUAAAGGAACUAUUAAAGGAGAAUUAGAAGAUCAUAUUAGAAGGAUGGAUCAAACUUAUGUUGCUGUUCGAACACCAGUCUUAAUGUAUGAGCCAAGAACAGACAUUUUUUGUAGUAAAUCUCUUAUGUGCAUUUCACUUUUUUUAUUUAUAGUUCUUGGCUUGAUUUCUGCAUUUUGCAUUGGAUUUUCACUGUACGCCGGUCGUUUUAUAGAUAUGUGUUUUUUUGGUUUUAUUUUUCUGGCAGAUAUAAUUUUUUUUAUUCUUUGUCUUUUAAUGUAUAGGCUUUCGGAAUGUAGGCCGGUUGUACGGUCACAGGCUUGA
Messenger RNA from Vairimorpha ceranae, 369 nucleotides. RefSeq lists its product as hypothetical. The record is from RefSeq and is a predicted model, not a curated record. The transcript has a single exon. NCBI's taxonomy places the organism in Eukaryota, Fungi, Microsporidia, Nosematidae. The coding region runs from base 1 to 369 and encodes 122 amino acids.